GGGAACGCGGCAUAGCCUAGCGGUGGGAGACGGAGGCGACUUUCGCGAGCGAGGAGACAUGGCAGAGUACACGCGGUUGCGGAACUGUCUGGCGCUGAUCCGCCUCCGAAACCCGCCGGUCAACGCCAUCAGCACGGCUGUACUCCAUGGAAUAAAAGCGGGACUGCAGAAAGCUCUAACAGACCAUACAGUAAAAGCCAUUGUGAUUUGUGGAGCAGAUGGCAAAUUCUCUGCAGGGGCUGAUAUCCACAGCUUUGGUACACCAAGAAUGUCUGACCUUGGCCUGGGACAUGUAGUAGAUGAAAUACAGAGAAAUGAGAAGCCCGUGGUGGCAGCUAUUCAAGGCCUGGCUUUAGGAGGGGGACUGGAGCUGGCCCUGGGCUGUCACUAUAGGAUUGCCCAUGCAGAGGCUCGAAUUGGCUUCCCAGAAGUCACAUUAGGAAUCCUUCCUGGUGCAAGAGGAACCCAGCUUCUCCCCAGACUCAUUGGAGUUCCUGCUGCACUUGACCUAAUUACCUCAGGAAGACAUAUUUCGGCAGAUGAAGCACUCAAGCUGGGUAUUCUAGACAAAAUGGUGAACUCAGACCCAGUUGAGGAAGCAAUCGAAUUAGUCCAGAAAAUUUCUGAUCAGCCUCUGGAAUCCCGUAGACUCUGCAACAAGCCAAUUCAGAGCUUCCCCAACAUGGACGGCAUUUUCAGUGAAGCACUUCUGAAGAUGCGGAAGCAGCAUCCUGGGUGCCUUUCUCAGGAGACCUGUGUCCGUGCAAUCCAGGCUGCCGUCCAGUAUCCCUAUGAAGUGGGCAUCAAGAAGGAGGAGGAGCUGUUCAUGUACCUUCAGAAAUCAGGGCAGGCUAGAGCCCUGCAAUAUGUUUUCUUUGCGGAGAGGAAUGCCAGUAAGUGGUCAACCCCCUCGGGAGCAUCCUGGAAAACAGCAACGGCACAGCCCAUCUCCUCAGUUGGCGUUGUCGGCUUGGGAACAAUGGGCCGAGGCAUUGUCACUGCUCUUGCGAAGGCCAAGAUCCCUGUGAUUGCUGUGGAAUUGGACAAGAAGCAGCUAGAGACUGCUGAUCAGAUAAUAACCUCCCUCUUGGAAAAGGAAGCAUCCAAAAUGCAGCGUAGCAGCCACCAUUGGUUAGGACCAAAACCCAGGUUAACCACAUCCCUGAAGGAGCUAGGUGGUGUAGAUUUAGUCAUCGAAGCAGUAUUUGAGGAAAUUAACUUGAAGAAGCAGGUCUUUGCUGAACUGUCAGCUGUGUGCAAGCCAGAAGCUUUUCUGUGCACCAAUACUUCAGCCUUGAACAUUGACGAGAUUGCUUCUUCCACUGAUCGCCCUCACUUGGUCAUUGGCACUCACUUCUUCUCACCAGCUCACAUCAUGAAGUUGUUAGAGAUUAUUCCCAGCCAGUACUCUUCCCCUACUACCAUUGCCACAGUUAUGAAUUUAUCAAAAAAGAUGAAAAAAAUUGGAGUAGUUGUAGGUAACUGUUUUGGAUUUGUUGGCAAUCGAAUGUUGAAGCCUUAUUACAAUCAGACAUAUUUCUUGUUGGAAGAGGGCAGUAAGCCAGAGGAGAUAGAUCAGGUGCUGGAAGAGUUUGGUUUCAAAAUGGGACCUUUUAGAGUGUCAGAUCUUGCUGGAUUGGAUGUGGGUUGGAAAUCUCGACAAGGGCAAGGUCUUACUGGACCUAUGUUGCCUUCAGGAACGCCUGCCCGAAAGCGAGGCAGCGAGAGGUAUUGCCCAAUUCCUGAUAUGCUCUGUGAAUCAGGACGGUUUGGCCAGAAGACAGGAAAGGGUUGGUAUCUAUAUGAUAAGCCACUGGGUAGGAUUCACAAACCUGACCCCUGGCUCUCUGAAUUCCUGUCACAGUACAGACAAAGCUAUCACAUCGAGCCACGUGUCAUUAGCCAGGAUGAGAUCCUCGAGCGCUGUUUGUACUCACUCAUCAAUGAAGCAUUCCGUAUCUUGGGAGAAGGGAUGGCUGCCACUCCAGAGCACAUCGAUGUUGUCUAUUUACAUGGGUACGGAUGGCCAAGGCACAAGGGUGGGCCCAUGUUCUACGCCUCCACAGUGGGGUUGCCCACAGUGCUAGAAAAGUUGCAGAAAUAUUACAGGCAGAAUCCUGAUAUUCCACAACUAGAGCCUUGUGACUAUCUGAAAAAAUUGGCUUACCUGGGCAACCCUCCUCUGAAAGAAUGGCAGAGCUUAGCAGGACCCCCUAGUAGUAGACUGUGAUUCAGCCUUCCAGGUUAUGACUCACGUGCUUGCAUCAGGAAAUGCUCAUGGAAUUUCACUGAUAUUAAAUCAAAAGAUCCAAAGUAAGAUUGCUCUGAAAUACAAAGCAGCUGAACCUUC
This is a messenger RNA of Neogale vison (American mink), 2350 nucleotides long. It is a transcript of the gene EHHADH, whose product is annotated as enoyl-CoA hydratase and 3-hydroxyacyl CoA dehydrogenase. Lineage: Eukaryota; Metazoa; Chordata; Mammalia; Carnivora; Mustelidae. Gene Ontology annotation, biological process: fatty acid beta-oxidation. The record is from RefSeq and is a predicted model, not a curated record. Bases 59 to 2230 code for a protein of 723 amino acids. Gene Ontology annotation, cellular component: peroxisome. Gene Ontology annotation, molecular function: (3S)-3-hydroxyacyl-CoA dehydrogenase (NAD+) activity; NAD+ binding. The transcript is spliced from 7 exons.